Columba livia (rock pigeon) is the source of this 1575-nucleotide messenger RNA. RefSeq names its product phosphoserine phosphatase (gene PSPH). The transcript is spliced from 6 exons. The coding region runs from base 819 to 1499 and encodes 226 amino acids. NCBI's taxonomy places the organism in Eukaryota, Metazoa, Chordata, Aves, Columbiformes, Columbidae. Gene Ontology annotation, molecular function: L-phosphoserine phosphatase activity; magnesium ion binding. Gene Ontology annotation, biological process: L-serine biosynthetic process; dephosphorylation. The record is from RefSeq and is a predicted model, not a curated record. Gene Ontology annotation, cellular component: cytoplasm.
CGGCCUGGCGUUUCCUGAGCAAUGGCCACAGUCACGCCUGAGGGAAGCUCCUCUGCGGAUGCCAGAACACAGGCACACACAGGUUUUACAGUUUUUCCAUUGCUUGUGACAACAUUGCGUUUGGGGAAACAAACCAGAGCCUUCUCAUAAGCAGAAAUGUUAGUUUUGCCUUCGAAGCUUUUGAUGGAUGUUGAUUUGUUUUGUGCGUGUGACAUCGCACACUGAUCCACUGAGUAACACCUUAAGCCAAAAUGCAACAUUGCAAAUCCUUUCAUCUCAUCCGCGGCGAAAGAAAACAACGUCCCUGCCUCGGCUCUGAUUUCACGCCAAGAGAAACUCCCGACUGCUGCUUGUCAGAGCUUUUCCUGGGCUCUCACCCCUCGCCCUCCCGCGCUGGCGGAGCGGGGUGAGUUUGCACAGACCCGACUCGUUCUCCGAGGGGCCAGCAAGUUCCCCAUCAUCCUGCACGGGGUCUGCUCCCUGCCAAGCCGAGCCUAGCCAAGCUGGGAGCGUCCCAAGCUGGGCCCGAGCGGCUCCUCCCCCGACGUAGGCAAGGUUACACCUCUCUUCCCUACGCCUGUCAGCGAACAGCUGGACUUCUCUGGUUACAUGUGUGCAACCUUUUAAAAAAAACACCCAGGCUGGCUUACUCAGCAGUUUAUAAAAGAGUGAUUUACAAAAUGCGGCUUUCUUCCAGAUCAGCCCGUGCCGUUGUAUUUAUGUGACUGAAGGUCUCAGCUGAUCCCUUCUUUUCUUGUGCAGCAGCAGCAGCAGCAGCAGCCACGGCCAGUACAAUACUUAAGAAGGUUCCCAGAAGGAUGGCGUCCCUCCUGGAGAUGAAAGAAAUCUUCCGCAACGCUGAUGCAGUGUGCUUUGAUGUGGACAGUACAGUCAUCAGGGAAGAAGGCAUCGAUGAGCUUGCGAAGUUCUGUGGAGUCGGAGAUGCCGUCGCAGAGAUGACCCGCAGAGCCAUGGGUGGUACUGUGACAUUCAAAGCAGCUUUAACGGCACGAUUGGGUCUCAUACGUCCUUCCUACGAGCAAGUGCAAAAGCUAAUCUCUGACAACCCACCUCAGCUAACACCAGGAAUAAGGGAGCUGGUGAGCCGGCUUCACCAGCGAGGGGUCCAGGUCUUCCUGGUCUCCGGGGGAUUUCAGAGCAUUGUGGAGCACGUGGCCUCGCAGCUGAACAUUCCAGCAGCAAACGUCUUUGCCAACAGGCUGAAGUUUUACUUUAAUGGAGAGUACGCAGGAUUUGAUGAAACACAACCAACAGCUGAAUCGGGAGGGAAAGGAAAGGUUAUUGCUCAUCUGAAGGAACAGUUCCAAUUUAAGAAAGUAGUUAUGAUUGGUGAUGGAGCUACAGACAUGGAAGCCUGUCCCCCUGCUGACUGCUUCAUUGGAUUUGGAGGAAACGUAAUCAGAAAGCAAGUAAAGGAGAAAGCUAAAUGGUACAUUACUCACUUUGAUGAACUGCUAAAAGAACUGGAAGAACGAUAAAUUAUACAGUAAAAUAAUAUAUUUAACAACUAUAAAUCCAUUAUACAAUGCAAUUAAACAUAUAUUUGUUUGCAAA